UUAAACAGGUGACACUUUAAUUCCGGACAGUCACUCUAAUUCUGGACAGCCUGUGAUUUCUCCUUCUACUUUUAACCAACACCCAUGAUAUUUCUAGAUAUGACAAACAUGGUCAUAAAAGAUAUGUAGGUAACAUUGAUUGGUCUCCAGGGACUUGUCAAAUCUGCAGAAUUCUGCAGAAUUCUGCGCAGAAUUCUGCGACAGGCACAGAAUUCUGCAGGCAGACACAGAAUUCUGUGCAGAAUUCUGUGCCCAUGACACAGAAUUCUGUGCCCAUGACACAGAAUUCUGUGCCCAUGACACAGAAUUCUGUGGCCACAUGCAGAAUUCUGUGGCUACAUACAGAAUUCUAUGCAGACUUCUUCACAUAUUUGAGAGAAGUCUGUGGGUAAACUACCCUACCCCUACCCCUACCCCUCUAACCCAUUCGUGGCUUCGUACCUCAUGGCAGUCGAGUUCUAGUUCGUAAUCUGCAAACUUCCUGGUAGGAAUAUUACGCGGAUGGAGGAGGCGCAGCGUCUGUACUACGCAUGCGAUGAUAUCAACCUAUGGUGACGCCACUACCCUACCCCACAUAUUGUGUCUGUGCUAUCUGUGAGUAGACAGCAAAUGGACAAGAGAAUAAAUUUUCAUCAUACAGUUAUACCUGUCUAUAGUGACCACUCAAGGGACUAGAGAAAUAUGGCCACUAUAGACAGGUGGCCACUGUACAGAAAAUGCUGAUCAAUUGACCACGAGAAAUAAGUUACACAUGAUUUCAGUACCCACUCAAAUCUUUGUCACCAAGUACCAUUGCCUCGAUCGUCUCAAAAUUUAACUGACCCUGCCAAAGUCAAAUCUACCAAAAAUGAUUGAUAUUGCCAUGCCCAAUAUUGGUACAUUCGCCAACAAAGACUUGCGCUCUAACGUUCAAGGUAUGCGUACCUUCCGCUACCGCUAAAGUGACCCUGCCGGGAACUCCAAAUCCUCCCAAACUACAAUAUAGGGUGACAUACGGUUGCCGUUUGGUCGCAAUAGGCAGUGUUUCUGUAUCUACAGGACCGGAAAUGAAAUCCUGUGGCCGUGGCCGCAUUGGACAGGUGGCUGCUAUAGACUAUGUCUUAAUGCUAAGGUCAAUGGGAAAAAUCCAAGGGACCGACAAAAAGGGACCACAAUGGCCAGCUGGUCGCUAUGCAAAGGUGGCCGCUAAGACAGGUUUGACUGUAUAUCAUCAUGUUCUGACCCUUUUGAUGAAGAGAAUCUUGGAGAAUGCUUUGCAGCAGAAAAAGUGCAUACAGUUGUAUUUCUGCUGGUUUGAAUAGCUUCGGGCUUGUAUGCCUUUAACUUCUGAAUGCUCAUAGGUUUUUGUAUGCAAAAAUCAUAUCAAAAUAUGAUAAAACUGCUACAUUUUUACAUACUUUAUUGUCCCCAGAUUGCAUGUGGCAAUGCAACAUAAUUACAUACAUGUGUACAUGCGUCAUGUGGCAUUUAUGGUAAAUCUGAUUGGAUAUCAGAUCUCAUAUGUGAUUGGAUAUCACAUAUGAUUUUAUCUUAUGAAAUUAGUCUCUCAGAUAGGACAUUAAAUGGAGGUCCCGGGUUUGAAGAGAGCCACACCCCAAGCACGUAAAAGAACCCAACGCACUUAUCGAAAAGAGUAGGGGUCAUUCCUGGUCGGAGUGGAUGAAAUAAUCAGUACAAACCUGGUGUGUUAUGUAUAAGGUGGUUUACCGGGUAUGCAAAACAGACAAUUGGUCCUUCAAAGUACCUUGAAAUUCUUUGGAAGUGUGACUGGGGCCAAUCUAAGAAAGUUCAACUGAGCACACAAGUUAUAUCGGCUCAGCAGCUGUUGCCUGAAGUCGCUUUUGUUAUUUCUUAAUGGAAGAAUCAGCUACUAAGCUGGGUCAAUUAAUUCCUGUAUAUUCAAUUUCAAUUUCAGAUGCAGUCAUUGAAAUGCGCUGGUAUACAUUGUACUGGUUUGAUUCCAAAGCAUACCCUCAAUUAUUUCAAUCAAUGAAUAGACUCAAUCAUAAGUCCUAACAAUUGUUGGCACAUUCAUCUAAUCUCUAAAUUUGUUUUGCAAAAGUCUAUGAAAGAAAAGUAUAACUAUGUGGCUAAAGUAUACUGUGGUUGCAUUCUUCAUUAGGCUCUCCUUACCUCCUGAGGGGUAACUAACAGUCCUUUCCAGUCUUCAGUUCCUAUUAAAAGCAUACACCUAUAAAGACAGGCAGUGAGUUUACUUAGCCAUUGGUUACAGUCCCGCCCACAGAAUUAAGUCAACAAGCUGUGGGGCUAAAUAGACUUGUGACAGGUUCUGUGCUAUCUUGAUUGACAACCCCGUGCUGGCUGGGCUGUUUGGUUUGGUAACUACUUCCAGAUGUUCUUUGGUCACCUAAAAAUGACUGUUGUCUUCUAGCUGGCAUGUUGGUGAGAUGCUCAGUAACUAUGAUGAAUUAUUUGCUACAUGUGUGUGGGAAAUAAAUUCAUAUACAUGAUUGAAAAUAGAUUGUCAAUUUAAAUGCUUUGUUGUGACAAAGACAUGAUGAUUUGAGCAGAGUAGGGUAGGGUAGAUUAAAGCGGUGUCACACUCUACCUUAUACACAUUGUGAAUUUCAAAAUUUUCCUUAUUCGGGUUCAGUAAAAAAAGACAAUGUCCCAAGGGAUAGUAAUAAAAACAAAAGGUUUCUCUACAUUGCCUGACUGUGUAUAGGUUGGUAGAUCUAGUCUUUAAGCAGACCCUACUGUGUUCUUAGAGAUAGUACGAAAGCUGGCCGAAAGAGUGUAGCUGGCCAUGCAAAGGGAGUCAAAUGUGCACUAUUUCUUGGCCAGCUUUGAUACUAUCUCUAAGGCACCGUAGGGUCUGCUUGGAGACUAGAUAGAUCUGACUACCUAUAUAAACCAACUACCUCCUUGGUUUAGCACAGCCAUUUCAACAGUUACUCCAUGGUUUGGAUUCCAGGGCCAACAUGUCCCCAAGGGUAAAUUAGGUCAUUUGCAGCUCAGUCUGCAUCAUGUAGCAACUUCCUCCAAACAGCUCAUUCAAACUUGUUCUAUGGGGAGCCCUGCAUGGGGCUGUUGUCAAUAAAUGCACAAUUGUUCAUUCUUAAAUGUCCUUAAUGCAGAGUUUUGCUUCCAAAGAUCAGCUUGAAUUGGAGAAUAGAAUCCCCCUGCUUCAAGGAACAUACAUCAACAGUUCUGGGCCUCCCUUUACAAGUGUACUCGAAAGGCCUUUCAAGUUAGAUCAUAAUUAACAAAAUGCUAAACUUUUGGUUGUACCAAUUUGCUCCGUAGCCAAAAAAAUCGGUAAGCAAGUAGAAAAUAAAAGACUAGAAAGAAAGCAGACUUGUGAGUUGUGACAACUGUCUGGGUCGUUUUCAGUACUCAGCCUGUCCCAAAUCAGGGACACACCUUGUACAGUAGCUAGAAGCUGUUUACAGUAAUUGCACACCCAAUUUGCCAGCAUAUUUCGUGCAAACAUCCAGCAUGUGCAAUAAUGCAAAGUUACAAAGUUGGACCAUAUAACGUUACUGUAUACCUUACAGCAUACUUUGCACUGUGACACAUCAAUGAUUAUGGGCCAGCCCAGAACAGUGUCCUGUCUAGUACUGGGAUAGGUUAGACUACCAACACUAUGGUUACUAAGUAAAGUACAUUGUACUGUACUAUGUAUCCAGAGGGUAGAAAGGGUUAGAUUAGUGACACUGACUGUUGAUGAUCACACCGCACGUACCGCACAUGUGUGGUUUCCAACUAGAUACAAUGCAAGAACUUAUAACCGCAUGGCAAAUAUUUCUCCUUAAAGCAAAAAUAUUUCCAAGUGACCUUAAAUGCAAUUACAGUGAUUAGACAAUGGACGGAUAGAGAACAAAUUUGAUUGACACAACAUGUUGUCUCCCAAAUCGCAAUGCGGGCAUUGCCAUUGACAGUUUUUAGCAGGCGGGCAUCCCUUUGUGGUGCUGACUCACUUGGGCCCCUCCGCCGACCUCCCACAGUAUUGCUUUCUUUUGCUCCCAAUAGCAAUUUCAUACAUGUUGUCAGUAUUACGCCUUAACACAGGCAGUUAUUGGCCUAUUUUUACCUACAAAUUUUCGUGCAAUUAUCCGGCAUUGGUGACUUUUCGUCAUGCAGAUAAGCAAAGUCACCAACAAUGGAGUGAAUGGGAGCCGGUUUGGGAUUUAGGGAUUCUGUGCAACUGACCUAAGUGUGCGAUAUAAAAUGCAUAAACACAGACACUGACUUUUGGGCAUUUUGAGGUCAGAAUAUGACUGAUCUGUCAAUAAUGCUUAGAGAUUAAUGUAAGAUAACACAUAUUGUGCUACAUACAAUUUAAGUGGUCAAUUAUGCUUUAAUGAAAAUUUGCCAACAUUGUUUGAACUUACAUGAAUCCAGGGAUUUAAAUGAUAAAAACAAAACAGCUCGAUAUAUGCCUAACAUGAAAAGAGUGCAUUUGUUCCUAUAUGCGGACCUUCUUCAAUGACUGCAGUAAAAUAGCUGAAGACAGCCUGGAAGCCACCAUGCCAUAACUGGUCCUGACACUGGGGGAUGAAAUUUCACUCAGCAACAGUCUCAGGCCAAGUAACAAUGGGCCCCUGUACUUUUGCAAGAGUUUCUGAUCAUCAGGAGAUGUUCCAACAUUCCAAUCUUUGGCUGGGUGACAGCAGGUCAGCUCAGGGGUUAAUCCAUGGGCCUUCAGGUCAGUUCUACAGUAGAGUAGAGUUCCGUAUGUUGGACCAUCCUGGGCCCUGCAACACUACUUGUAGUACUGUCCUGGCACCUCAAAUACCUGGCCCCAUUCAUACUUGUGACUGUCGUCUUGCAUUUGUUCACUAUGUCUCUGUGGUGGUUUUGUACCAUGGAAGGUACAUCUGGCCUAAAACGCGUUGGGUUUCAAUGUGAGUAUGAGGACAUAGUGGUCAAUGGAGAGGACUGGUUCCUGGUGAGGAACAUUGCACAGAUUCCUGAUGAUCCAAAUGCUGUGCUGCUGAAGUUCCACAGUGCCAAGUCUGAAAAGGGGAAGCAGCAGUUGCCAAAUGGCAAAAUCAAAGUCAAGUUGGGAGACUACUUCUCACCAGCAGCAUCCCCCUGGGCAAAACUUGAAGACUUCCAUGAUCCAGCAGCCUUCAUUGCGAACUUCAAUGAGAUGAGGGAGAGCAUUGAACGGGAUGAAGAUGAUGAGGAUAGCAUGGGUGAGGAAUCACAGGUGCAUAGCAAAGGGAUGGAAGACUUCAGUGUCGAUGGAGAGCACAUGGCAAAAGGAGCUGAAGGAGAAUCUGAGGGUACCAUGGAGGGUGAAGAUGAUACUAGUGAUGAUGAGUUUGACCCCAAAAAGCCAAAGUUACCCUCCCAAAAAGUAACAAGGAAAAAGCCCAAACAUCAAGAAACAGACCCGGAGACAGAAGAUGAAAUUCAUGGUGAUGAUGGUGACCAAGAAGAAGAAGUUGACCAAAGGAAGAAGAAGAAGAAGACCAAAGGAAGCAAGGGAAGGAAAGAAAAGAGACAGAUUGAGAAGUGUGACUUUAGAGAAGCGGUGGAGAAAAUGAGACAGAUUCACCCUGAUGUAGACAAAGUGGAGAACAACAUGCCACUCAACAAGAACGCAUUAGGCUGGAGGAGUGCUGUAGCUGAUCAACAGAAUUCAACUUUACUGAAUGUGUCAUCCCUCAUGGCUACCCAUGUCGCUGUGGCUACCCUUAGCCCUCGUUGCUACCAGGAGGCCCAAGGCAUCAUGUCUUUGUGGUCUGCUGGUCAGUGCCGUGGACAGGGAAAAAGCCGCAACGUGAAACAGACCAUCUUCAGAGAGCUAAAGGGCCAGCACAGAGAGGAGGACCUGUUUGACCUUCUUCGCCAACUAAGGAGGGGACAAAUAGACUGGGAUGACUUUGAAACUAGAGCAAAAGCCCACAAGAAGAGAAACAGAUCCACAAGUGCAACAAGUGCAACAAGUGCAACAAGUGCAACAAGUGCAGAGGCACAGAAGAAAGCCCUUCAGCUCCAGGAAGAGGUUGCUAUUCUUCAGCAUCAAAAGCAUCAACUUAUGGACGAAAUAGAAAAAAUGAAAAGGGAAAAAAAUGAAAUCCAGGACGAGUUAGUCGAUUUGCAGAAGCAAAAACAGCAAGAGCAGGAGUCGAGGGAUCAGCUACAACAAGCAAAUCAAGAACAAGGAGGAAAGAAAAGAAGGAUGACCGAGAAGGAGAGCCAGCUGAUGCUGAGAGGAAAGAGGCAAAAAGUGGGAGAUACAUCUACAUCUACAUCUGGAGCAUCUGUAGUGGAAAAUAGUUGGGUGGGGGUAUGGUACGAGCGCAAGGGAAGCAGAGUUGGUAGUCCUGGGGUAUGGUACCCAGGACGAGUCCUGGAAAUCCUUCCUGGAGGAAAAAUUAAAAUCAAAUUCCUUCAGUAUGACCCUUCCUCCCCGGGAAGAUUUACUGAGCCAUCAACAGAAGACAAACAGUCAGUCUUUCCAUCAUUCAUCAUUCGAAAAAACUUGCAAGUAGUUGAGGAGAGUACUGGAGUAUGGAAGGUACUGAACAAGGGGGAGGUGGACAGAGCAUGCAAGCGCUUCAAGCCUCCCUCUCGCCACUGAAGGGCAAAAUUACCUGACAGCAUUACAAUGUAUACAAAGAAGUCAAAUUGUUUUUUUGUGAUUUUAGAAAAUGGAUGCCCUGUCCACCUCCUUUUCUUAGCCUUCCAUACUCCGUCCAAUCCAAACCUACCAACCAUUCAUUAUGAUUAACAUCAUGAAUAAAAUCUGUCUUUUUUAGGUGAUUAGGGUAAUGCAUAUAUACAUUUUUGUACAUGUACAAGCCAAGCAGUAUACAGAUAUGAAAUACAGUUCAGACUGUACUUUCCACCCUUUUUUAUCAGUGUACUCAUGUUGUCGGUAACCAGAUAAUAUCAUCAUCUAAACUUUUGAUGGUUCCAUGAAUCUUUCAUAGCAGGAAGGGGCAUACUGAAGGAAUUUGACUUUUUGUAGCUAUUAAUCACUAGACUGAUGUUGGUUAUAUUGUAGAUUCAUAACAUAUAAUAUGAUUUUCUAGAGUUUGAUAUGGUUAACCUGUCCUUUUUUUGAUGCAUUAAAUUGUUCCAAUGUUACAGCAAUGGAUAGUGGAAAACAAUACAACUGUUACAGAAUGAGAACAGUGUGGGAGUUCAGAUAAAGCUACAUUGUGCUGGACUGAUCAUGGCUUCUGCAAAAUGUAGAUCUAGGAUGCGAUCAGUUGUUCAUAUUUUUUUCCCACUGUUUUGUGAUUUUUGAAAGUGGCAAUUCCUACAAUCAAAAUGAUAAAUAACAUUAUACUUAUAGGUACAUGUACAAUGUCGCGAUACACAAUGCUACAUGCCCAAUGCUACAUUAUCAUCAAUAGUUUUUACUCUGUUUAAAACCAUAUGAUUCAUUUUUAUUCAUCCAUAUGAUUUAAUAUAGAUACAUACCAAUUUCUAUGGUGCAAAACAUGUACAAAAGCAUUUUGAUGCUCAUUAAACUAUGCCACUUGGCAAACAACUCUAUCCCAUAAAAAUCAUUGUUGAUCAAGUGUCAGGAAUCUUAGGAUGGAUAAAAAGGAUUCUCUAAUCGUCAUAACUUUGUAUUGAAAUCCAAUCCAUGGCUGUCAGUGUUGUCAGAGUUGUUUAAAACUAUAAUAAUAAUCAUCUGGUGUGUUUUGCCAGCCAGUGGUACCCAAUGAGUAAUGAGGCUGACAAGCGUGGUCGAGGCCCCUCCUCGAGCACUAUGUUUAACUUUGACGUUUGAAUCAGGUCCUACAUGGGCAAUAUAGUGGUUGUUGAUAUAUGAGUCAUAACCCCUUUUUCUAUGUUAAAGAUAAGAGUGCUUCAAACGGCAUCCCUUAUGAAUUGCCGUGGCUCAUUGAAUGUCUUUUUAUGCACAGGAUGUUUAAUAUGUACAUGUACCACAGAAUCUGUCUGCUUUUUCAUCAAUUGGUGUUUGGUAGACUUGCAACAAUGUACAUGUAACAUAUAUAUGUACUAUGUAGACAGAUACAUGUUACAAAAUGUGCCAUAUACACUGUAUAUUAAGUAGACUUACAAAAUUAAUGUAGUAGUGCUACUUCUAUUUCUAAUGACAUGUUGUACUCUUUGUACAUUUAUUCAAAAAAUCUGUUCUAUAAAUAGGGAGUAAAGACUCCACUUAGUUAUAGGGUAAAGAAUCCACUUAUAGGGAGUAAAGAAUCCAUUUUGUCUAUAUGGAAAUAUGUCUCUGUAUCCAGUGAUAGAAUAGGAUAUAUUCUGAAAAAUCAAGGGCCUUUAAGAUGUGCAUGGCAUAGUUUAUCACAUUACAUGUAUUUAACAUUGCAAUUUUCACUGCCUUUUUCUAGAUCACAGACUAUUUUGGCUAUCUCACUGGGUAAAUUUGCCUUUGUAUAAGUUUUCCUUUGCAAGGAACCUCCUGUACAAGAAUAAUGAUAUAAAGUUCAGGGCUAGAAAGUACCAUAUAUUACCUAUGUAUAGAGAUACAUGUCUCAUGAUAUAUCUUCCCAAUUAAACUGAAAGUAGUUCAGGGUAGUUCAGAUUUUUUUUGGUGGCUUGGACUCUUGAUGAUCACGAAUUAUGCUAUCAUUAAAUUCAAUCAAAUCUUUCUUCCAGCCAGUCUGAUGUAUGUCUCAUUUGUUGUGGCAUUUUUCUUUACCAUCUACAAGUUGUAUCUGUAUCUGUAUCUAUAUAGCCGGUAUAACCGCCGUUCGGCGUAACACACCAGCUUUGCAGGCACGCGGCGCAGCAGCAGCUGGUUAUAU
Molecule: messenger RNA, 8720 nt
Organism: Branchiostoma floridae (Florida lancelet)
Lineage: Eukaryota; Metazoa; Chordata; Leptocardii; Amphioxiformes; Branchiostomatidae
Product: TPR-containing protein DDB_G0280363-like
Exons: 4
Coding region: 4805-6556 (583 amino acids)
Source: RefSeq, a predicted model, not a curated record